AUGGAGGAGAUCAAGGUGGAGAACGUGGGGAACGAGUGUAGGGUGAGGGGUGAGGGUCUUCGUAAGGCGUUGGACAAGGUUAACGCUCAUGCUUCCGACAUACUUGUCUUUAAUGUUCAGUGGAAAGACUUGAAUGAGUAUGUGGAAUCAGUCCAAGGCAAAUUAGAGGAGAGGUUCAGGGAGUUAGAAAGGUCAAAAUUAGAGGAGAGGUCCAAGGAGGUUGAGUUGAAAGGUCAAAAUUUUGGACUUGAAGAGAGGGUUAAAGUGGUUGAAGAAGCUGAAGCUAAGGUUGCUGAUUUGGAGAUGAAAUCUGAUGGGGUUCGGAUGGAUGUUGAAGCAAUGAAGAAAGAGCUUAGCUUUCUCACGGAACAGGUGGAGGUUUCUCUAGGCAAGUCUAAUGCAGAGGAAGCGAGACUGUCUCGGCUUAGGCAAUUGGUGGAAGAGUGUGAGGAAGAGAGAACGUUGAAGGAGAGUCAGCUUAAUGAGAUGGUGGAAUCUUGGAGAAAGACUCAUGUUGAGCUUGGUUUGAAAGGUGAAGAGCUAGCAAAGAUGGAGACUGAUCUUGAGAAAUGCCGUGAUGAUGUUAGCGCAGAGAUGGAGGUUUUGAGUAGAACUCAAACUCACAGGAGAGAGUUGGAUGAGGAAGUUGAGAGGAAGACAAAAGAUCUCACAUUGGUUCAGAAAAAGCUUGCGGAAUGUGAGAAGCUGUUUGAAACAAGCACCUCAGAGCUGGUUAAGACUCAGGGUGAGCUUGAAUGUAAGCGAGAAGAUUUAGGACAGAUGGAAGCUGAUUUUCAGAGGCAUCGCGUUAAGGUCAUCACAGAGAAGGAUGAUUGGGAAAGGACUCAAACUCACAGUAGAGAAUUGGAAGAGGAGAUAGAGAGAAAGAGGAAGGAUCUUACAAUGGUUCUUGAUAAAAUUGAGGAAUGUGAGAGGCAUCUAGAAUCGGUGGAAGAGCAAUUAGAUUCCCAGCGGAAGCUGCGUGAGACACAGUCAUCUGAGCUUGUCUCUAAAGAGAAGGAGUUGCAAGCACUUAGUCUGGACAUUGACUUGAGGGAACAGACUGUCAUAUCCCUAAAUAAUGACAUGGAAUCAAAAGCCAAGGAGUUGGAGAACGUUCAAAAGCUAAUUGAGGAAAGGAGUGCACAUUGUGAGUCAUUCAAGUUGUUGAUUGAGGAACACAGUGAAGAACUUGUUUCUAAGGAGAAGCGAUAUGAUGAGAUAACGGAUGAUAUUCGUAAGUUAUCCUUGGAGAUUGUCUUUCAAGAGAAGACAUUGGGAAGAGCUCAAGCUUUUAUUAAAAAGCUCUCGGAGAAACAAGAUUCAGCAGAGAACAAAGUGGAUUGGACAGAGAAAAAGCUGAAUUCGACGAGAAGACAUCUAGAAAGAUGCAUUGCUAAGCAUAAGUCAAAGAAAAAAGAGCUUCGCUCUGUGAAGGAUAGAUACAGAGAUUGCCUCGAAGAUCUGGAUAUCAAAGAGAAGGAGUUGAAGUCUGUAGAAUCAAUACUCACUGAGAGAAAUAAACAAGUUGAGGAAGGAGAAAAGAUGAUGCAAGAUUUGAAUAGCUCCAUUGAGGAACUUAUGGGACAGCUCAAGUUGAAACAAGAAGAGGUUUGUUCAAUCAACAAGACCAUCACGGAGUGCUCAGGUGAGUUGAAGGCUAAGAUGAAACAACGUGAUCAGGUUCAGAGCUCACUUACUGAUCUUAUUGCUGAGCUCAGUUCUGUCAAGAAAAAGAUUCAAGACAGCUUGAAAGAGUUGCAAUCUAAAGAGGUGGAGUUGAAAGAUAAAAGCUUUGCACUUGAGGAAAGAGCUAAAAAGGUUGAAGAAGCAGAAGCCCGGCUUGUUGAUUUAGAGAGGAAGUCUGAUGGGUUUCAGAUGAAAGUUGAAGCAAAGAGGAAAGAACUAAACUUUAUCAAGAACCAGGUUGAGGUUUCUCUAGCCGAGUCCAAUGCAGAGGAAGUGAGACUAUCUGAGCUUAGGAGAUUGGUGGAAGAGUGUGCGGCAUAG
Messenger RNA from Brassica napus (rape), 2010 nucleotides. RefSeq names its product myosin-11-like. The record is from RefSeq and is a predicted model, not a curated record. Bases 1 to 2010 code for a protein of 669 amino acids. NCBI's taxonomy places the organism in Eukaryota, Viridiplantae, Streptophyta, Magnoliopsida, Brassicales, Brassicaceae. The transcript has a single exon.